GUCAACGUAUUUGAAUAGAUUGCAAAUGAAAAGAUAAACUGUUUGGAGUAAGUAUAGGUAUCCAUUUUUGAAAUGGCAAGCGAUACGACACGAAUUGAGAUUUUGGAUCAAUAUAGAAGCAUCUCCAAAAAGUUGAAGAGAACUUUUUUCAAAAAACCUAAUGAGCAUGAAGCUCUAGAAUCAUAUGUGGAUCUAGCUAGAGAAUGGGAAAACCUUGAUUUACCAGCUUAUGCAGGUUUGAGUUGGCAUGCUGCAGCAAAAUGUGAAAAUGCCCUUGGAAAUACAGUAGGAGAAAUAACUAACUUGCUGCGAUCUGCUAGAUCAUAUGCGAAGAAUGAAGUGAAUAAUUUACAAACAGGUUGUAUUAGCUUGGAAUGGGACAUGUUGCAAGCUUCUUUGAUAUCCUACACUUCGGCAAUUUCAAAGUAUAAGAAGGAUUCACCACAAGCAGUGGCUCUCAAUUUAGAAGUAGCCAAUUUAUUACGAAUAAUUGGAAAAAGCGAUUCAGCUGAAAAUUUUCUGAAAACUGCGUUAGAUCACUGUGUCAACGGGGAAUCACUGAAAAUAUACUGCUUGAAUUUACUCGCUUCAAACUAUAUCAAGGCUGGCAAUUAUGUAGCUGCUUUAGAAUCAUUCACAGAAGUACAUAAUAUUCUGCAAACAUUACCAAAUAAUGGAGAAAAUGCUCAAAUUCUUAUGGAAUGUGAAAUCAACCGAAUUUUAUUGUUACUGAUAUUGAAACCACCCCCACAAAAAUUGACCAGCGAUCUAACCCAAGUUCUAGAAAGAUACACAUGGGGAGAUAAAAAUGACGAUAGUAUCAAAAAUUGUCAAAUGAGCGAGUAUAUUUUCAGUCUGUUAGAAUCACUAGUUACCACCUGUCAAUCUGCUGAUACUAGUUCUCUGAAUGACCUGGAAAAAAAACUGUGGCCUCUUUUGAAUAGAAAUCAACGGGACUUACUCAGAGUUUUAGUCCAGAUAUAUUACCUAUAGGACAUCAGAAAUCUUGUAAGAAUUUAAAUAAAUCGUGUUCUUUUCUAUGUGAGGCAGUGGUUCCCUAAAUCAUGAUUUUAAGGAAGAAAAUGGUUGCCGUCGAUAUUUCGAUAGGUAGGUAUAAGCAAAAUGAUAUGCUAAGUUCCUGCUCAAUAUUCAAGAAUUUUCACAAAAAGAAAGAUUAACCUCCCUUCUCUUUGUAAGGAUAAUCCCUUCCCAAAUAGACAUAAUACAAUAAAUAUCACACAAGUUUUAAUGAAAUAAACAAAUUAUCAAUCAGUAUUUUAGUAUUAAACAACAUUUAAAUUAAAA
Messenger RNA from Coccinella septempunctata (seven-spotted ladybird), 1305 nucleotides. Its product is annotated as 40-kDa huntingtin-associated protein-like. Gene Ontology annotation, molecular function: protein binding. NCBI's taxonomy places the organism in Eukaryota, Metazoa, Arthropoda, Insecta, Coleoptera, Coccinellidae. Gene Ontology annotation, biological process: vesicle cytoskeletal trafficking. The transcript is spliced from 4 exons. The record is from RefSeq and is a predicted model, not a curated record. The coding region runs from base 73 to 993 and encodes 306 amino acids. Gene Ontology annotation, cellular component: early endosome.